AUGAAUCCUCCCUCUACAAAGGUCCCCUGGGCCGCCGUGACGCUGCUGCUGCUGCUGUUGCUGCCGCCCGCGCUGCUGUCGCCCGGGGCGGCCGCGCAGCCCCUGCCCGACUGCUGCCGCCAGAAGACGUGCUCCUGCCGCCUCUACGAGCUGCUGCACGGCGCGGGCAACCACGCGGCCGGUAUCCUCACGCUGGGCAAGCGGCGGCCGGGGCCCCCCGGCCUCCAGGGCCGGCUGCAGCGCCUCCUGCAGGCCAGCGGCAAUCAUGCGGCCGGCAUCCUGACCAUGGGCCGCCGCGCAGGCGCAGAGCCAGAGCCGCGCCCGUGCGCCGGGCGCCGCUGUUCCACGGCCGCCGCUGCCCCGUCUGCAGCGCCUGGAGGGCGGUCCGGGGUCUGA
Messenger RNA from Neogale vison (American mink), 396 nucleotides. RefSeq names its product hypocretin neuropeptide precursor (gene HCRT). NCBI's taxonomy places the organism in Eukaryota, Metazoa, Chordata, Mammalia, Carnivora, Mustelidae. Gene Ontology annotation, biological process: feeding behavior; neuropeptide signaling pathway. The record is from RefSeq and is a predicted model, not a curated record. The transcript is spliced from 2 exons. Bases 1 to 396 code for a protein of 131 amino acids.